AUGUUCAUUUUUGUUGCCCAACUUACCGCCGAGCUGGGCAGGAGGAGACGAGCGGCUUGGGGAGCGUACAAGAGCGUCGAGGAUGUAGUGAAGAAGACCAGGAACACCCGGCUCCGUGCUCACCUCUUCAACACCACCGUACUUCCUGCUUUGACCUAUGCUUCGGAAAGCUGGGCAUUUCGCAAGCAGGAAGAAAACGCGGUCAGCGUCAUUGAACGCGCAAUUGAGAGAGUGAUGCUAGGCGUAUUCCGUUUCACGCAAGUGAGGGACGGGAUUCGAAGUCCUCUCCUACGUCAGCGAUCGAAGAUUGGAGACGCCGCUGCGUUUGCCAGGGAAAGUAAAAUAAGGUGGGCCGGACACGUGAUGCGCUUUUAUGACAACCGUUGGACCAGAGUCGUGAGCGACUGGGUUCCCCGCGAUAUUAAGCGCACUACAGGAAGACCGCCGACCCGAUUGUCAGAUUUCUUCACGAAGUCCUUGAAAGAAAAAUAUGAUGCUCUUCGUGUCCCACGCGAAAGGAGGAACCACUGGGCUACUCUGGCACGCGAUCGGGACAAAUGGAAGAAUUACUGGCGCCCGCUCGACCAGUUCGAAGACCAAUGGGAACGAAGUAGCUCCAAUUAUGUGGAAUUUGGAGAGAAGGACGAAAAACAAAGAGAAGGAAAAGAGCGUACCGGUGCCGUUGUCUCAUCAUCGAUCGUUGUGCCAUUGACUGAUGUAUACAAGGAGAGUAUUGUGUAA
Necator americanus (New World hookworm) is the source of this 741-nucleotide messenger RNA. RefSeq lists its product as uncharacterized. Lineage: Eukaryota; Metazoa; Nematoda; Chromadorea; Rhabditida; Ancylostomatidae. The transcript has a single exon. The record is from RefSeq and is a predicted model, not a curated record. The coding region runs from base 1 to 741 and encodes 246 amino acids.